Messenger RNA from [Torrubiella] hemipterigena, 1711 nucleotides. NCBI's taxonomy places the organism in Eukaryota, Fungi, Ascomycota, Sordariomycetes, Hypocreales, Clavicipitaceae. The record is from the annotation of a GenBank genome assembly.
CUCGUGUAUUGCAAGUGCUAUGUAUCUUGUAGGCUGUCACCAAAUACCACCGACCCCGCGCCCCGCCAAAACGCGCCUCUGUCGUCAGCCUUGACAAGGGCACGCGAUACGUCUCCAACGACCUAUCUUCAACGACAUCAGACAACAUAAAUCAAUCACAAAGCAAAAAUGUCAACACACCAGAGAUUCGGCGGCAGCGCCGAUACAAAUCGCAAUCAGUCGUACUUUGAAGAGCAGCGAGCCGCGCUCCUUGGCGACAUUGGCGUCAGCUUCGAGCAGGUUCUCGCGAAUAUAAACAAGUUGAAUAGGUCCCUAGAGGCUGUCAUCACUGUUGGAAAUGAAUUCGCAUCAGUAGAAACAUUAUGGUCACAAUUUGAGAAUGUCAUGGCCAAGGAUCCAAAAGCGAGCAAUGAUCAAAAGGAGGGCGAUGCAGACGGCCAAGGCGAGACGAAUGUCAAGCGCGAGGAAUGAAAUUAACGAACGAUACCCCAUCUCCACGACAUAUUGCAGGAUGAACCCGGCAACUUGUGUAUAAUGAAUUGAUAAUGUUACAAAGUUAAUACACAACACUUUACUUCAGGGGCCUUAGAAGAGUGAUUUUAACAAUGUAAAUUUUGUGCUGUCAUAUCCAUAAAAAGAAACCCAAAAGACAAUGGGAACAUACCAUGCUCUACUACAAAAGAAAACAAAUGAAAAUAAUGAAAAUAACGGAGAAAAGAAGAGCAGAUAGAAGCAUGAGCAUAAGCGAGGCACUUGCAGCCCAGCUCUAGCUCCCAUCUACCCAUUCCAUAUGUACCAUCCAGUCCAAGAUCACUCCCAAAAGAAUCCCAUACCCAGCCCAUCGGCCCCAAUGCCGCGCAGUCGUUACCUUCCAACGAAUGGAAGAAUGAAGAAGAAGAAGAUCGUGAGUCAGAAGCCCCCAAGGCUAUACGUCGCCUGUUUGGUCGUUGCAUUACAAAAGAUUUACGCGCGCCGCCAGGGACGCCCGCCGGUUCCAAAAGGAAAAGGGCGAAAAGAACGAGCCAACGCCUCCUCGCCAUGCCAUUAAAACAGUGAGAAAGGAAAUUUCAUUGUCGUCGCAGCCUCACAGGAUCUGGCAUCUUCUCUUCUUCUUCUUGGGGACAACACCGACUCCAGGUAUCGAGUGCUUGUUGUCCUGGGCGUGUCCGGAGCCGCUAGCGACUUGGAUGUGUCUGCGGUCGUUUGCGACAACGGUCAGGAUAGCGCGUUCAAAGAUUUCGUCAACACCACGCAUUUCCUUGCUGCUGCACUCCAUGUACUGGGCGCUCAUCUUUUGGGCAACGGCCAUGCCUUGCUCGGUAGUAACGGGAGUAAGGCCCUGCGUCUUGAGCAUGUCAAUGCAUGUUCUCUUGUAGCGCAGAUCGCUCUUGAGACCAACGAGGAUCAGCGGGGUGUAUGGGCAAAAGUGAAGAACCUCGGGAUACCACUGCAUUCUGUGUUAGCUAGUUAUUCCGACUACUGUAUGUCCUGACUCGCAGGGUGAGACGUACCUUGUCGAGCACAUUGUCGAGAGAGUUAGGGCAAUCAAUGGCGAAGCAGACAAAGAUGAGGUCGGUCUCUGGGUAAGAGAGCGGGCGGAGACGGUCAUACUCCUCCUGGCCGGCAGUAUCCCAGAGAGCGAGCUCCACGGUCUUACCAGUGGGAGGGUGCGUGGGAUAAGUGAUGUAGUUUUCGAAGACAGUCGGGACGU